Messenger RNA from Stylonychia lemnae, 246 nucleotides. The record is from the annotation of a GenBank genome assembly. Lineage: Eukaryota; Ciliophora; Spirotrichea; Sporadotrichida; Oxytrichidae.
AUGAUCAGGGUCUAAUCAGCCAAGCCGAUCGAAAUUGAAUGUAAGCACUGUGGAAAUAAGGGAUAAUCCAUCUGCGACCCUCAUCAUUCAAAGUAUACCUGGGCAGCAUGUAUUGGUAUCUCUUUGUUGGGAGGUUUCUUGGGAUGCUGUUUAAUUCCUUUCUACAUGGACUAGUUUAAAGAUGCAGACCAUGCUUGUGGCACUUGCGGUCAUGAUCUCGCUUAUAAGAAAGCAUUCGAUAAAUGA